AUGUCUAUGUGAGGUUAGCUGAAUAUUCUUCCAUCUAAAAAUAGAACAUAAUACAUAAUGUAUAUCAGGUUAGUAGUUCUUUAGUGCAAAUAACGUUGAUCUGAUGACAAUAGACAAUUGUUAAACUCCCCACAACGAAUGACUGGGAGAUAUGUUUCCUUUUUUCAGCGGAUACGGAAGAUUAGAGAGGAAAACUUUUCUCCCACUUCAAAUGAGGCCGGCAUUAUGGGAAUUAAUUGUAGCACUAACGUGGCUGGAUAUGACCAGAAGAAAAUUCGUCAGAUUCACUUGCACAUGGAGAGGAAGCUUAUGGACAUAUUCAGUCCAAAUUCACCAGAAAAAUGGUCCCUGCUACAGAAGGCUUUGUCGCAUUACCUGGAGAGUGAACAAUUAUAUGGUAAAGAUGUUAACACCUUCGCACACAUAUGUAGGAGUUUGAUGACAAAGAAGAUAAUUUCAUAUGGUGACUAUGAUAAGUUGUAUGAAGCGGUACAUAAUAUUGACGACAAUGCAGCCAAGAUCAUUUCCUCUACAACAGCAUCAGUCCGCGCCGUCCGACUCGAAGGUAAAAAAGACACAGUGACAGCAUUACCCAUUACAGGCGCAUACUGCACCAAGUUCUCAUCCAAGAUUGAGGAGGACACUAAAGAAGGGAAUUAUGUGGUACAGAGGAUGGUUGCGUUACCAGAUGACAGAGUGAUCGUGUUAGAUAGGGACAAUAUAAAACUGAAGCUGUUUAGUUCUACCUACCACUUCCUCCAUUCCGUCGGUCUAGGUGGCGUUCCAGUUGGAUUGACAGUCGUGAACGCGUCGUCUGUAGCCGUGUCGGAUGAAACUACUAACUGCAUAACAUUGUAUGCAAUACAGGACAACACGAUACAGACGUCCACGUCAUUGCAGUGCGGUAUGGACAACGGCUACCUUUUAGACAUUGCAUAUAGCAAACAACACUUCAUUUGUCUAAAAUGGGACUUUGCUAAUAGAAUAAGAACGGUGGAGCGUGUUAGCAUGACUGGACAUAGACAAACAGUUGUACAGAUACAAGACUGGUGUGACAUAGGCUAUCACAUUAUCGCGAUGGAUAAUUGCUAUUAUACAACAGAGUGUGCUAGUGAUCAAGUGAGAUGUAUGACGUAUGAUGGAAAGCAACUGUGGAAGAAGAGGACGCCUUUAGGACCGAUGGGGAUGACCACUGUCAAUAGAACACUAUGUGUGGUAUCAUUAACUAAGGGUGUGGUGAGCCAACUGUCAUUGGACGGUACGAUUUACGGUCACAAUAUCUUACAGAAUGUCACUAAACCUUACAUAUAUUGUAUAUGUUACCAAAAUCUAAGAAAGAGACUUCUAGUGUCAUGCAGCGAACGCGAAGCGCCCAUUAUGGUUUUUGAUAUCACAUCUACUGAACAAAAUUGCGAAUGACAAAUUUACACAAAGACUUUUUUUUUUAUAAGUUAUAUAAAUGUAUAUCUUCAAAUAAUUCCAUAAGGACGGGUGUUAUUGAGAUACAGCAUGUGUAUGUAAGAUGAUCGUAACAAACUACUUUAGUAUAUGUUACCGAAAUCUAAAAACGAGGCUUCUAGUUUCAUGCAGCACACGCAUUCUAGUGUUUGAUAUCACAUCUGCAGGCAAAUGUUGUGAAUGAAAAAUUUACAUAAAGACUUCGUUCAACUAAAAAUGAUAGCAAUACCUACUUCGAAGAUGUCGGUGAAAACUACAUAUAUAACGUAUAUAUAUAUAUGUAAAUAUGUAUGUUUAAUUUGAUAAUCAUAUUUAUUUAUAUAUUCAUAUAGUGACGGUUGUCAUCGAUGUACAGCAUAUGUAUGCAGUAUUGGGUGGCAGC
Molecule: messenger RNA, 1840 nt
Organism: Pecten maximus
Lineage: Eukaryota; Metazoa; Mollusca; Bivalvia; Pectinida; Pectinidae
Exons: 3
Coding region: 139-1419 (426 amino acids)
Source: RefSeq, a predicted model, not a curated record